GACCGUCGCCGCCAGCUCCUAGCUCCGCCAUGGUGCUCCGAUGACGCGCCCAGAGAGCCGCUCCGCCCUUUCCUCGGCUUGGCUCCCACGGGCCCCCGCCUCCUGGGCCCGAGGCCCAGACAGGGCCUGGGAAGAGGGGCAGUCCGCGAGGAGCAGCCCAGGUGGGGCGAGGGCACCGGGACGCUAUCCCCUUCUGAGCUCUGAAGCAGCCAGGUCAGUGUCGGCUCCGCGAGUGCUGGAGUUCACGGUGACAGCCAGCGGAGCAUAUGAUGCCACGUGGAGAGACGAAGUACACGGGUCGGAUUCCACGCCGGGAGCCGGCCUGGAUCUGCGCUUUAGGAAGCCACUGUGGGCGACCCUGUCUUGUCACCAGAAACAGAUUAUUAGCGGAGGAAAAACCAAUUUCGCUCUCAAGGAUAAGCAACAAAAUGCUGAAGUGGGGAAAAGCCUACACAAAUGGAAACACACUGAACAAAAUCAAGCAGCGACCAGUUCCACAUGGUGAUACCAAAAUGCACUCCCACACUCUGGCUUGGCGGAAGAUAACCAGCCAGCUCUAAACAGUUUCAAACUCUCCCAAGGACUGCAGCAGCACUGGACACCCAGGAGAGUCUGAGAACAGUAUUGGAUUUCUUGCUAGGGUUACAAGUUUCACGAUCUUUGCAUGCAAAACUUGCCACUCGGAGAUCAGUGAACUAUUUUUAUUUGGUUUACUUACUGGCUUUCUGGAUGACUAGGUAGAGAUUUAACUAAAGAACCCUUCUGCUAUGGUCUGUGAUGAUGAAUUUUCCCGUAGUGCCAUUUCUAUAACGGAAUAGGCAAACUGGUCAUUUAGAAUGUGAUAUUCCUAAAUCACAUUCAUUUCAGUCUCAUCAGAGACUUUUAAUAAAUAAAAAUAAAGCACCAGGUGACCAGAGGUAGUUUUUGACCUCAGCUUGGGCCUCAGCAAAGAUUUUUUUUUUUUCCUACUACAUUAAACCAUCAGAGUUUAAGACACUUUUCUUUGAGCAUCAGAAAUACUCUCUUUGCUGAUAGCUGAAUUUAGAGAGUUGAACUAUCUGGAAGGACCCUGCAGAAGGAAGGUGAUUUAUUUUCAACCUUCUGAUUUACCAGCGACUUAAAUCAACCAAUGAGUUCUUUCUUUGACUGAAAAAAAAAAAAAGAAUCAAGACUUGUGAUGUUUCUAUUUUGUUUAGUUUGGUGUGUGCUUACUCAUUGUCCCAUUCUUUUGAUAACCUAUAUUUGUCUGCCACAAGUUAAACAGAAAUAAAUGAAAUAAGAAACACACCAAAAUCCUGCUCGUAUGCCCUGUAUAGACAGUGUGUUCCAAACCUAAGCAGGUGUCUACAACAGGGCAGGCUGCUGAGUGACUCUGCAGAGAAUGGAUGACAUCUGUUAAAUGUCAAAGACCAUCACGUUGUACUUCAAGCUGUACUUUUCUUGGAACAUGGAAGCCAUCUGUCUGGAGCUCCCACAUCCAUCUCAGAAUCUUUCCAGAUCUUAAGAGUUCCCCAUUACAGGGGAGGAGCUGAACCUCCUGACACCAUUUACUCCCUUCCUGCCUCCUUCAAAACAUCAUCCCCUUUUUCUCCCUAAUCCCUAAAUGUUUCUGUACCCAGGGGCUCUACCCCAAUAAACACAUCAAGACUC
Messenger RNA from Callithrix jacchus (white-tufted-ear marmoset), 1650 nucleotides. RefSeq lists its product as uncharacterized. NCBI's taxonomy places the organism in Eukaryota, Metazoa, Chordata, Mammalia, Primates, Cebidae. The record is from RefSeq and is a predicted model, not a curated record.